GACCGUGGCGACAACGAUGUUUUUAACUUCUAUUGAUAAUUGUUUAGCCAAAUUAAACGUUCAUUUGUGUAUACAUUUUGAUUACUGUAUUAUGCAUUUCAUAUAGGUAUAUCAAUUAUUAUAUUGUUUAGAAAUUUAUAUUGCUCACUCGUUUUGUGCAUAACGCUAAACAUUUUCCGGCUUUGGCUUAUUGGUCGACGUUUGUAAGUUACGCCCGAUUAAUUUGAAUUUCGACAAAAUACUAUAUUCUAAAAUGGAGGCUGAAGAUAACAUACAGAAAAUGUACAAAUACUUUGGCAUACUAGCCGAUGCCAAGGAAAAUAUUGCUGAGGUGAGUUGUUCAUCAAUUAAAAUUAAAAUUCGUUAAAUUAAAAACUACAUUAAUUUCCUAUUUUCCUUAACCUAGUUAUAAUAUUAUAAUAAGUGUUAUUUUUAAUGUCCUGGAAAAUGUAAAUUAUUUUUAAUAUAUAUUAUAGUCAUAAACAGAAAAAUGUUGUUUAUUUCCCAUGCAGCUAUAGUUAAGAAAAUAAAAUUGAAUAGGUAGGUAAUGAAAGCAAAUUUUGAUUUUAGAAUUAUAAUCGUAUAAUAUAAAUAUAUCAUUCAGAAACACGGAAAGUAUUAUAAUAAAUAAUAGGUAUUGAAAUUUUUCCAAUAAUACCAAUCUAUUGUAUAUAGGUAGUACCUAAGUAUCCAGUGUAGGAUGUAUUUAUUUUAAAUUGCAAAUUGUAUGUUUAAAUACUCUAGAUUUUCAAGGAACAUAAUGAAACAUGUCAAUACAUUAUAGAUUAUUGUAUGAUCUGAGCAGAUUAAAUAACUACUGUAAAAACUAGGGGCUUCGUUCAAAUCUAAAACUGAGAUCACAUUAUUCCAUCUCAACGAAAAAAUGGCAAGACAUGAAAUAAAAGCGGUCUUUAGGGAGCAGGGAAUAACCCUAUUUUUUGAAAAUCUUGAUUAUGAUCUAGGAUAUUAUAUUUUCAAUUCUGAUAUGAGUAAAUGAACAUAGUCAUAAUAAGCAUAAUCAGUCCUUAUAAAUAUUGUAUUUUAAUUGUGGUUUGAACUAGGUUAUGUCCUUCUAUGACUUCUUAAAAUAUAUGACCAUUAUUUACCUAUAUUAUUAUUAUCUUUGAACCAACAAUGAUUUCGAUAAAAGCAAUGGUAUUAGAUUGGUAAUCACCAAUUGGUUAUAAUGUUCUAGUUUAAACAUUUUGAAAUGUUGAUAUAUUCAAAUAAUAUAAAAUACAAUUUAAGUUAAAAUGUUUAAUAAUUCAGUUAUGUAGAUUAGUAGAUAACACUUUAUUUUCUAAUAAAAUUAGUUCGUAAAUGUUAUUCAAUUUAAAUACGCUGUAUUACUAAUAAUAAAAUAAAUUACUUUAACAGCAAUAAUAAAACAAAAUAUAAUUCUCAAACAUGAUUUGUUAUAGUCAAAUAAUAUAAAAUAAAAUAUCAAAUAUAUAAAUACUAGAAAUAGUUGUGUGUAUAAAAUGUAUAAUGUGUCUAAAUAAUAUAUGUAAUUUAAAUUACAGUUUAUAUUUUAACAGUUUUAUAUUUUAUCACCUAAAAUAAAAAAGUAUAUGUUGUAGAAAGAACCUGAAUAUUUGGAAAUUUUAUCAGCUGUCAAAGGUUCAACAAAAGAAAAACGACUCGCAUCUCAGUUUAUAACUAGAUUUUUUAAACAUUUUCCAAAUCUUGCUGCUCAAGCUCUUGAAGCACAACUUGAUCUUUGCGAAGAUGAGGAUAUUUGUGUAAGUAAACAAAAUUUAUACUGUGUAUAAUUUUAUCAUUAUUUGUUUGGUAUUUUUUUAGAUUCGGAAACAGGCGAUUAAAGACCUACCAGUAUUAUGUAAAGAAUCAAAAGAAUACUUGACUAAAAUAGCUGAUAUUUUAGCCCAGUUACUUCAGGCUGAUGACCCACAAGAAUUAUUAACUGCACAAAAUUCUUUAUUGUCACUCUUUAAAAUUGAUGCUAAAGGUUAGUUAAUUUUUCUGAAUUGUAUAAAUGGUUUUUUAAAAAAAAAAUUUAAAUAAAUUUAGGUGCCUUAACUGGUAUCUUUAGUCAAAUGCAAUCAAAUGAAGAAGUGGUUAGAGAACGGUCUAUGAAGUUUAUAUUGAACAAAGUGAUGGCUUUGGGUAAAGAAAUAAUCAAGAAGGAUGUAGAAGAUUUAAUUAUUGCAGAAUGCAAAAAAGUUAUGCAAAACAUAACGUGUGAAGAAUUUGAAACACUUAUGACAAUAUUAUCAUCUACUCAUUUAAUAAGUACUCCAGAGGGACAAAAGGAACUUGUUGAACUUUUGGCGAGUACAGCUGAACUAGACCAGUUUUUUAAUCCUAAAGAUUUAGAUCAAGUAAAUAGGUUUAUUACUUGUCUGGAUUUUGCUAUUCCAUUUUUUUCGGUAAAUAUUUUUUAUUAAUUUAAAUAAAAUAUAAAUACAAAACACUUAUAAUAAUCUUUAAAUAUUUGAUUUUAGGGUCAUGUAGAAUCUACCAAAUUUAUUGUUUAUGUAUGUGAACUGCUGAAUCGUUAUAUUCUUAUAAAAGAUAAUGACAAACAGUUUAUAAUUUUGAAAUCUUUGGCUGAAUCUGCACCGUAUUGUGGUAAACUAAUGAAUCCUGAAGCAGUAGUUGGGCAAGUGUAUCAAGCUCUUUUGGUAAGUUAAUUUUAUUUGUAAUAUUUUGGGUUACUCGUGUGUUUCUGUGAUCCUUUGUACAUCCAUUGAACUAUUACUGGUAGUAAAAUUCCUACUAAAUGAAACUCAAUUAACUGAAAUUAAUUCAUAUAUUUAAUUUAUAUUCUUAGGAUUUGGUAACUGUUCCUGAGAAUGAUACCAUUAAAAAAGUUGAAGAUAUGGAUCUACAUCGCGUUGAAGCACUUCUAUAUACUUUUCAUAAAUUAGGAAAACAAUGUCCAGAUUUCUUAAGUAAAGAUGCUGAAAGACAAAAAGAAUUUAAGAAAAAGUAAUAAUCAGUUAAAAGUUGAAGAGUAUAUUAAGUAUUAUAUAAUUUUAUUUUUUAAUUAAUUUUUCGUAAUAUUAGAUUGUUGUAUAUUGGUACAUGUACACAAACUUUUGUGAAAAUUGUCAGACAAGAUUUGAAAGAAAAAGGUGAAGAUGACGUGAAAAAUGAUCCAGCUGUUGAAAAAAAACUUGAAGGAUUAAGAUUAGCAUGCAAUAUAAAUACUUUAAUAAAAGAAUUAUUUAAUAUCCCCCCUAGAUUCAAGGCGACAAUAAGCUUGUCAUGGUUAGGUGGGGCAACUAAAUCUAAACUCGUAAGUAAUAUUAUGUACAGAACGAGUAAGGCAAAAAUUUUAACUUUAAUUAUUGUUGUUGUAGGCUCAAAUUGUACAGGAGGGUAAAAAACAUGAACCUAUAAUAGUGGAUGGAAAGACAAAACGUAUUGACGGAAGUAAUAAUAGUCAACAAUUAUAUCAGCCACCAAAAGAUAAAUUUAGUGCAAAAUUCUCAAACAAUUCAAACAAUAGCACUAAUACUACUUGUAUGAUUUACUAUGGUUUAAUCUUAAUAAAUAACUAACCAUUAUUAUUAUUUCAAUUUAGAUAAUCAUCGCCGCGGAAAUGCUACUGGUUGGAAUCCUAAAAGGUCAUUUGAUGCCAGCAAUGGUAAUCGUCGUUCAUGGCGACCAUACUAAAACAUAUAAUAUAAUAAUUUAAGGGACUAUGUAUAACAGUGUGUUCAUUGUACUAUUGAUACUCUAUAUACUUCAUAUUAUAUAAAUGCAUUUUUUUUACAAAAAUAAUGAUAUCUGCAAAUUAUUGUACAUAAUAUUUUAAUUUAUGUAACUAUUUUUGAUAAAUUAAAUCUUUAUGUUCUGUAAAUUUUUUUAGCUGCUUUGUAAUAUGCCAGAUAUACAAAUUUGAUUGAAUUUAAUAAAGUUGGUGUGUUUUUAUACA
This is a messenger RNA of Cinara cedri, 3904 nucleotides long. The record is from the annotation of a GenBank genome assembly. NCBI's taxonomy places the organism in Eukaryota, Metazoa, Arthropoda, Insecta, Hemiptera, Aphididae.